AUGGGUCUCCAAAGGUUAUAUAUAAAGGGUCAAUUGUCAGAAAUCGGUACCUCCUUAAAGGAUAUUAAAAGGCUCAUACAAGAUGAGAAGCUACCACAAGGCGUAAAGCUUUCUAUUGCACUAGAUUAUUGGACAUCUCUAUUUCGCCAGUCUUUUAUGGCUGUGACAGGCUACUUUCUGGAUAUAGAUUGGAAUUACCGCGAGAUCUUACUUGGCUUUGAACCACUUUCCAGUUCGCAUACUGGGGCUUAUUUGAGUACAGUUCUUCAACAAGUACUUGAAGAACAUCAGGUUGAAACUCGGAUCUUAACAGUCACAACAGACAAUGCAGCUAACAACUCAAUAUUAAUAGAUUCACUCAGCAAAUCCCUCCAAUCACUUGAAAUACCAAAUCAGAUACCAUAUAUAGCCCAUGUAAUUCAACUGAGCUUGAACGAGCUUCUUGGUUGGAUAGAAAGAAUCAGGAGAUUAUUCAAACCCUUGAGAAGAUUUGACGGCUUGCAAUCUUCAUCAACCGAAGCCCUCAACGCCAUGAUAAUUUUCUUGAUCUUUAGAGCAAAGAACAAAAGCUUGUCCCAAUUCAAGACAUUUGCACACGCUAGAAUUCAACAUUCCUGA
This is a messenger RNA of Talaromyces stipitatus ATCC 10500, 618 nucleotides long. RefSeq lists its product as uncharacterized. Bases 1 to 618 code for a protein of 205 amino acids. The record is from RefSeq and is a predicted model, not a curated record. Lineage: Eukaryota; Fungi; Ascomycota; Eurotiomycetes; Eurotiales; Trichocomaceae. Gene Ontology annotation, cellular component: nucleus. Gene Ontology annotation, biological process: regulation of transcription by RNA polymerase II. The transcript is spliced from 5 exons.